AUACCAUCAUCAGUCGUUAAAACAAUUUGAUAAAUUAUCUUCGACUUUCUUUCUCUUCUCUCUCUUAAUCCUUCAGAGAGAGAAUGUCUCCGAUGGUUGUUUUUGGUGGCAACGACAUGUUUCUUCACUUGCGUUGGCUCUCAUAUGCCCAACACAGUUGGUUACCUCAACGACGGUGACUGGUUUUCUCGUCCGAUUUCGGUGGAUUCAUCUCCGCCGUUGGUCGGCUCCCGUCCGGAAUUGUCUGGCUCACAUAGUAGAGGUGUCCGGCUUUCGUCCAGCACCGUCGCGUUUCCACGGUGGCAUGUGGCUAGCUUUCUCCUAUGCAUCCUCUUUCCUUUGUUUAUCUGUGUUUUUACUUUUGUUUGCUUUUAAUAAUCUCACAUACAUGGGUUGGUAAUGACAGUGUAAGUAAUCUAGCUUUCUACUGUUAUGUUCCGAUCUAUUUCAUGUUGAGACUUAAUUGCAGAAAUCAAAUAAGAGAUCUGAGAAUGAUGAUGAAGAUAAGAAGUGGAAUCCGUCGCUUAUUAAUCAUUGCCAAUCUGCUGAUGUAUCUUUAAUUGGAGCCUCUUUACUAUCUACCGGUGAGAAACCCUUAAGAAUCCAUGUUAGAUAGUCCUAUCAUCAGUGAUUCUGUCACCGGAACUGAAGCUCCAACGGUGGAGGUUGAAGUCGGUUUGCUUAAGAUUGCUCAUCUGACACGUGGUUAUGUCGACGUGUGUUUCAGGAUUGAGUCAAAUCCAGUUUUCUUCUUCUGUGAGCAAGAUGAAAUCUUCUGAUGGGCCUAUUUGGGCAAAAAAACAUUUUGUAAUCUUAAGGGUUCAAAAACGGCUGCAUCUCAAAAGUCAUAAUGCAUCACUUUUAUAAUAGGUUCACACAACCUAAUGCAUAU
Molecule: messenger RNA, 892 nt
Organism: Arabidopsis thaliana (thale cress)
Lineage: Eukaryota; Viridiplantae; Streptophyta; Magnoliopsida; Brassicales; Brassicaceae
Exons: 1
Coding region: 324-560 (78 amino acids)
Source: RefSeq, marked reviewed